AUGCGUUUCCUACCUGUCCUCGCGACGGCCCUGCUUGCCGUCGCCAAUGUGACGGGGGCCUCACCCGCAGCUUCGAGCGUGCCGGCGUCCGAAAACUCGGUUGCUGCUCAGGCUGAUACAGCUACCGGGACGACGUCGACGGCCAAUGCCGCCGCCCAUGCGGCCGAAGCAGCGGCCACGACCCAAGCGGCCACCUCGGAGGCGAGCGAACAGAGCGCCAACUCCGAGAACAGCAACAGUGCCAACUCGGCCGCUACGAGUCAAAGCAAUGCCGCCGAAACGGCCGUGAAUGUAGUGAACUCCCUGCUCGGCAACACCGCCUCCGCCAGUGCCAACUCGGCGGCCAGCACGGCCGCCGCGUCGGCCGCAGAGACCGGGAGUGCCUCGACGACCGCAAGCAGCACCAAGUCCGGGUCGACCUCGGAGAGCUCUAGCACAGACUCUGGUUUGGAGAGCACUAUCAGUAGCCUCCUGUCCAGCCUCACCGGCAGCAGCAGCAGCAGCUCCGGUUUGAGCAGCAUUUUGGGAGACUUGGGAGAUCUGCUGGACGGCCUGACGGGUCUAUUAAACCCUAGUCUGCUGUCUGAGAUUGAAGAUACCUUUGACUAUCUCUCGACUGCACUGGCCCCUCCUGUCGACACCAACCUCCGGGUUCUACUGUCCAACGAUAACACGCAGGCCAUAAGCAACCUGAUCGCCAAUGCCAACACCCUGUUGUCGACGAAGAACACCCAAACCUUAUCCAACAUCCUGAGCAAGGCCGACACCCUCCUCAGUGACAACAACCUGAACAAUCUUCAGAAGCUGCUCAACAAUAUUGACAAGGUCAACGAUCUGGUGGUGAAUGCGGACUCGCUGUUGACCAAGUCCAACAUCAAUGAGAUUGAGAGCCUGGUCAAGAAUGGCAAUGAUCUAUUGACGGCGUCCUUCGUCACCAAGACGAACUCUCUGAUCAAUGCGGCUUCGGAUCUGCUGACGACUGAGGUGACCAACGCUCUGAAGCAGCUCCUCAAUGCCGUCACGCCCUUGCUGCCGCAGAUCAAGGGCUUCCUCACCGAGCAGACAUUCAACGAGCUCGCAUCGCUGCUGUCGAAUGGCAAUGACCUGCUAACCAAGUCCUUCGUCUCCAAGACGCAGUCCCUGAUCAACGGCGCCUCGGAUCUCCUGACCACCGAUGUCACCAAUACGCUCAAACAGCUUCUGAAUGCCGCCGUCGAUCUCCUACCCGAGCUCAAGGCCUUGCUCACCAAGGAGACUCUGUCGGAGAUUGAGACACUGCUCGCCAACGCCAACUCGCUGUUGACCAAGGCCUUUAUCUCGAAGACCAACUCCCUCAUCGAUAAUGCCUCGGGCCUGUUGACAAGCGAUGUGACCAACGCCCUGAAGCAGCUUCUGAAUUCCGCCGUCGAUCUCCUCCCCGAGCUCAAGGCCUUGCUCACCAAGGAGACUCUGUCGGAGAUUGAGACGCUGCUCGCCAACGCCAACUCGCUGUUGACCAAGGCCUUUAUCUCGAAGACCAACUCCCUCAUCGAUAAUGCCUCGGGCCUGUUGACAAGUGAUGUGACCAAUGCCCUGAAGCAGCUCUUGAAUGCCGUUGUGGGACUCAUGCCCGAGCUGAAGGGCUUCCUUACCGAGUCGACGUUUGACAAGCUCCUUAACCUACUGGAUAACGGCAACGCCUUGCUCACAGACAGCUUCGUUAAUGAGACGCAAACCCUGGUGGCGAACGCUGAUGACUUAUUGACGCCAGACCUGGUCAGCGGCUUGAAGUCCAUCCUGUCCGAAGUCACCCCGCUGCUACCUGAGAUCAAGAGCCUGCUCACCAAGUCGACCAUUGAGGCGAUCAGCAGCCUUCUUAAGAACGCAAACAGUCUGCUCACGGCCGACUCUGUAAAGGAGAUAAUGAACUUGCUUGGAAAUGCCAAUGACCUCCUGACACCCCAUAUGGUCAAUGAGACACUUGGCUUGCUUGAUUCAGCGGAUGAUCUUCUCACACCGUACGUUGUGGGCGGUCUCCAUGAGCUUCUGAACGGCCUGGUGCCCGUGGUCCCAGACAUCAAGAAGGACUUCUUGAAUUCGACCACGCUCUCCAACCUUACUUACCUUCUCGGUAAUGGCACCACGCUUCUCACUCCCGCCUUUGUGGAAGAGACCUCGUCCCUUGUGGAAGGUGCGGGCGAACUUUUGACUCCUUCGAUGAUCAAGAGCCUCAAGGGUCUCUUGUCCGAUCUGGAUGACUCGAUGCCGGAGAUUAAGACUCUUAUCUCUUCGGACAGUGUGAAGAAGAUUUCGACUCUCCUCACCAAUGCCGAGAACCUGCUCACCAACAAGUUUGUCAACGAAACCACGACUCUGAUCGAUGACGUUUCGGGACUGUUGCCUUUGGUUGACACCAUUCUCAAUUCGCUAUAA
Penicillium macrosclerotiorum is the source of this 2412-nucleotide messenger RNA. RefSeq lists its product as uncharacterized. The transcript has a single exon. NCBI's taxonomy places the organism in Eukaryota, Fungi, Ascomycota, Eurotiomycetes, Eurotiales, Aspergillaceae. The coding region runs from base 1 to 2412 and encodes 803 amino acids. The record is from RefSeq and is a predicted model, not a curated record.